GCAAGUGCAGAUAGCAUUGAAAAGAUGAACUUUAACUGUUUGGUUGUAGUAUUCCUCAUUUUCGCUCUAAGCGAACUGACAGCGGGUCAGUCAGCUAGUGAUAUGGCAGCCUACAAGCAAAUGCAACAGGCCUGCAUCAAGGAGCUAAAUAUUGCUGCAAGUGAUGCCAAUUUGCUGACCACGGAUAAGGAGGUUUCCAAUCCCUCGGAGUCGGUGAAAUGCUACCAUAGUUGUGUCUACAAGAAACUGGGACUCCUGGGAGACGAUGGAAAACCCAAUGCCGAUAAGAUCGUUAAGUUCGCCCAGCUCCGUUUUAGCAGCCUUCCCAUUGACAAGUUGAAGGCUCUACUUAAAAGCUGUGGAGCCACCACAGCGUCCACCACCUGUGACUUCGUCUUCAACUAUGAAAAAUGUGUGGUUAAGGGAAUUUAAUCUUUAAGCGUAACCCUUCCAAUCAGCA
Molecule: messenger RNA, 460 nt
Organism: Drosophila rhopaloa
Lineage: Eukaryota; Metazoa; Arthropoda; Insecta; Diptera; Drosophilidae
Gene: Obp56b
Product: general odorant-binding protein 56a
Exons: 2
Coding region: 25-432 (135 amino acids)
Biological process (GO): sensory perception of smell
Molecular function (GO): odorant binding
Source: RefSeq, a predicted model, not a curated record